CUUUUCGAUGCUGUGCAGAGCACUCAAUACGCAUCUCCAGCCCAAUCAGCUUGAGGCAUUAUCAGCCUCUGCAGAUGUCACAAGCGAAAACCGUGAUUCUCAGCAUUCUUGACGAUCCACACAACUUUCAGAACCAUGUAGCAACUUAUGCCGCAGCGACGAUCAUGAAAAUUGCAUAUGGGAAGACCACGCCGACGUCGGCAACUGACCCCGAAAUCAGAGAAGCUCGCGAGCUCGUCAGGAGAUUUAAUACAAUCUUGCGCCAUGGUUAUUACUUGGUGGACUCGAUACCGUGGCUCAAAUACCUUCCUUGGUAUGCGCCAGAAUUAAAAGACGAGUUCGAGAGGACCAAGCGGCUUUACACAGACCAGCUGAACCGUGUGAAACUGCACAUGCAGAGCAAUGAGGACAUCGGCCCUUCGUUUUCAAAAUACAUUCUAGAGAAUGGGCAUCUCUAUGGCUUGACAGAGACCGAGAUGGCGUAUCUUGCUGGCUCCUUUUUUGGAGCUGGAACCGAAAACACUGCUGUGGCGAUAUGCACAGUGCUAAUGGCGGCCGCACAUUUUCCUGAAGAGCAGGCUAAAGUUCAGGCCGAGCUUGAUGCAGUCAUUGGAAGGGAGCGAGCACCGACUUUCGCCGAUAAACCAUCCCUUCCUCGUCUGGAGGCCUUCAUCUCUGAGGCUUUGAGAUGGAGACCGUUGACUCCUGAAGGAUUGCCUCACCGAACUACUCAGGACGUGAUUUGGGAAAACUAUUGCAUUCCCGCUGGAACUACAGUAAUGGGCAACCACUGGGCCAUCUCCCGAGAUCCAGAAGUUUAUCCCGAUCCCGAUGCGUUCAAGCCCCAGCGCUGGAUUGACGACCAAGGUCACUUGAGAGAUGAUCUCACGUUCUUUGUAUUUGGGUUUGGUCGGCGUGUAUGCCCAGGUCAACACGUUGCGAACAGAUCGGUGUUCAUAAAUUCGCUUCUUGUUAUUUGGGCCUUCCAGCUCAGUCUGGAUCCUACGAAGCCGCAGGAUGACAUGGGGUUCACGAACGCGACGAUGCCAAACGUCCCUUGCACUAUUGAAUUUCAGACGAGGGUUCCAGAAGUGGAGCUUAGGCGUAUGAUGCAGAAUUAUCCGGAGGCUGGGUGAGAAGCCUUGACGUCUGGGUCGGAUCGCGACUAGGGGGCAGGGGACAUCACGAUUUCGACUCUGACUGCACGCGAAGGCAGUAGGCACCAUGGUACUCCGAAUGAGUAGUGACCCGAGGUUGGAGCUUAUACUAGUAAGAACACCGUAAUGAACUGAAAAAAGGUGAAACAAGACGAGCACCGAUGAGUUUAUAGCAGUCAAUUAUACGAUGAACAGGAUUUCAACCU
Messenger RNA from Suillus subalutaceus, 1363 nucleotides. RefSeq names its product cytochrome P450. The record is from RefSeq and is a predicted model, not a curated record. Gene Ontology annotation, molecular function: monooxygenase activity; heme binding; oxidoreductase activity, acting on paired donors, with incorporation or reduction of molecular oxygen. NCBI's taxonomy places the organism in Eukaryota, Fungi, Basidiomycota, Agaricomycetes, Boletales, Suillaceae. The coding region runs from base 75 to 1136 and encodes 353 amino acids. The transcript has 10 exons.